AUGGCAAAACAAUCAACGCCGUAUCAUCAAAAUAAUAAUCAAGUACAAUAUACAACAAUUGUGCCUCCAAAUGCAAUACACACAGAUAAAAAACAAACAGAAUCAGAUCGAGUACAAGCGGUGUAUGUUAACUAUGACGAUGCAUUUCAAGAAGACGAAACAGUCGACUAUUUUGGUCAAGCUAAAUAUCAUAUAUCUCAAAAUGCUCAUCAUCAACAACAACAUGUUCUUUCUCCUCCUCGAGAUAAUCCUUUGCAUUUUUAUUUACAAUCGGUUGAAACUAUAUCGGAAACGCAUAAUAACUCUCAAAAUCGUUAUUAUUCAAAAGAUAAUAGUCGUUCGUCAACGCCAUCAACCGAAAGUGGUGGUGGUGCAAAUUCACUUGCUUUUCAACGACGUCUAUAUCCUCAACUACGUGGUAGACAACGACGGACCGAUGUUCAAUCCAAAACACCCGACGAUGAAUUAAGUCCAGAUUUAAUUAAUUUAAGAUUAAAUAAUCCAUCAUCACACACACAUUCACAUACACAUUAUCAUGAACCUGUUCCAUUUACACCUGAAUCAGCACGACUCGAUCAUUUAUCAGCAAUUACUAGUGGACAGAUAAAAAUUCAACAAUCCGGUUCAACUGACGAUUAUCUAAACGAUGCUAGUGAUGAGAGAAAAAACUUAUUACCACAACAUUUUUUAGUCAAAUAUUUAGGACGAACACCCUGUACAUCGAUUUGGGGUGCUAAAGCAGUACGAGGACCAAUUGAUGCCAUGAUACAUAGUGCUCAUCAAUUGCCAACAAUGGCUGACCUUCCAACAUUAGAAGCGCGUAUAAGUACCAAAGGUCUCCUACUAACUCAACGAUUACAUAAAACAAAUAAUCAUCGUCAUCGUGAUCGUUCAAGUAAAAAAAGCAACCAUAGUCCACAACGAACGGGACAUUCAAGAGCAUUUAGCCCAUUGAGGCAUGUAUUUAGUAGUAGUGCGACUACGACGAAUAAAGAUGAUCAUCGAAAUAGUACUGAUGAACGACAUGGUUUAAUACCAUUAGAAAAUAUCUCCUAUGUUAUGCAUGAUAUGAAAUAUACAAAAGUAUCAGCAUGUAUUGUAUUACGUCAAAAGGAGAAUGAAACCAUAACAGAAUGUUAUGCACUUUUAUUUCAAAAUCGAGAAUAUGCACAGCGAUUUGCUUUAGCACUAGCGGAAGCAUUCAAUACUAAAGCGGUAUCAAAGCAACAACAAUUAGAAUCUACACAAGAAAAACCGUCACGCUCUUCUCGGCAACCUGUGUCGAAUGCACAUUCACGAAAAGACGUUCAUCCUAGACGAUCGAAACAUCGUCGAAACGAAGAUUAUUUAAGAGAUUCUGAGGUGUAA
Molecule: messenger RNA, 1368 nt
Organism: Didymodactylos carnosus
Lineage: Eukaryota; Metazoa; Rotifera; Eurotatoria; Philodinida; Philodinidae
Source: the annotation of a GenBank genome assembly